UUCUCCGAUCGACGUCUGGCAACUUAUUUCUACCUUUUCGGUCCCUUCCCUGCUCUCGAGCGGCGAGCGGAGCUUGAAGAUCGCCAGCCACCAUGACUUCUCUCCCCCCGGAAGUCGAGGCGUCGUACUCGGCCAUCAUUGACAGCAUCCUUGCCGCCAGCGAUCUAAACACCAUCUCCGCCAAGCGCAUACGGAAGGGCCUGCAGGAAAAGGUCGACUAUGAUAUCUCCCACCAGAAGGAGCAAGUUACGGCCCUCAUCAUGGCGCGCUUCGACAAAUUCAACAGUGAGCGCAACGGCCCCCCCGACCCCGAACCCGCAGAGCCCAUCCCCACCAUCGAGCGAGCAAUUCCUGCCACAAACGGCACCAAAGCGCCUGCAGCCGAUAGCUCCGAGGGUAGCGCUAGCGCUGCAAACUCCAAGAAGCGCACUCCCGACGACGAGUCAGCAGUGUCAGAACUAGAACAGAGCGCGCCAAAAAAGAAACAAAAGAAGAAUAAGAGUAUUGAGGAGGACGAUGCGGCAUAUGCGGCCAGAUUGCAGGCCGAGGAGAAUCUGAAGUCGAGGGCGAGGAGCACAAGGGGUGGGAAUACGAAGAAGCGAGUACCAGCGGCGAAGAAGAAGAGUGGAAAGAAGAAGAGCGCGAAUAAGGUCAAGGAAGAGGAUGAUAGUGAUAUUGGCUCGGGCAGUGGAGCAGAGAAGAAGGAGGUAAAGCGGACAGGGGGUUUUCACAAGCCAAUGACACUAUCAGCGCCGCUGUCGGAGCUCCUAGGAGAGACCAGCCUCUCACGACCCCAAACCGUCAAGAAGAUCUGGGAAUACGUCAAGGAGCGAGACUUACAAGACCCAAAUGACAAGCGGCAGAUCCGGUGCGACGAAGCCAUGCGAGCCGUCUUCAAGCAAGACCGUGUGCACAUGUUCACCAUGAACAAGAUUCUGAACCAGAAUCUGUACGCCCAGGACGAGUAGUAUGGACACGAUGCUGUAGAGUGCGUCUUUCGUGAGCCCUCUCUCUCCACUACAAGAGUCAUUCAAGACUCACAGCAUGUCUCCCACGC
Messenger RNA from Lindgomyces ingoldianus, 1057 nucleotides. Its product is annotated as SWIB-domain-containing protein. The record is from RefSeq and is a predicted model, not a curated record. Gene Ontology annotation, cellular component: nucleus; RNA polymerase I upstream activating factor complex. Gene Ontology annotation, molecular function: RNA polymerase I cis-regulatory region sequence-specific DNA binding. Bases 93 to 968 code for a protein of 291 amino acids. Lineage: Eukaryota; Fungi; Ascomycota; Dothideomycetes; Pleosporales; Lindgomycetaceae. Gene Ontology annotation, biological process: transcription initiation at RNA polymerase I promoter; nucleolar large rRNA transcription by RNA polymerase I. The transcript has 5 exons.